UGAAAUGGUGAAACAGACCGCGUAACAAUAGACCGCGUCACAUCACCAUUGAUACCGCGGAAGCAUGUGUUUGUUGUGAGAGCUAGGAUCAUCAACAAUGCCGUAUCUGUGCGGUUGAAUGACAGACAGACACGAGAAUACCGCAACUAUAAUAUUCGCUCUUCGAUCUCUCUGUGAGCGUGAAGUACAUUGGAUCAAAAUGGAAUAAUGCAAACAUCGGUAUUUUCGAGGUCUUAAAGCAUAAAGUGAAGAAAAUAUGAUGCAGAGCAUGAGAUCUAGAGACAGACUGGAGAAUGUCAGGAUUCAUUCUCCAGAAGUACGGGAGAUAUUACUCGACGAUGCACGCGAAAAUGAUACUCAGAAACUAUUACAACGAGACAUACAUUUCGGAGGAAACUAGAAGAAUUACCAGAGCAAACGGAACCAUCCUGUUCUUCCCCUCAGCGUCCUGGGACCUCUGAACGGCGGCGCCCUUGGAGUACGCCUGUAGCUAGCAGGAACAGCAUGAUGUCAGCAGGUAGUGCUGGAUCAGCGUUGGACCAGACAACAAAAAUACAGAACUGGUUAUGUCAGAAGGCAGUCAGACAUGUACAGGAGAAAGCAGAUCCAGAAUCAAAAGAAACCAAGAAGAUGUACAUGGGUGUUUUAAACACAGAGAAGACAUUUGUCAAAGAUGUAGAUAACUACCUCAUGAACAAAGCAUUUCUGGAUCUACGGAAGAAAGAGAUGCUGUACAAGAAAUGGAGUGAGAAGAUAUCAGAACCUAUAGAUAGCAGCAUUUAUCAGGAGAUGAAGAACUUUCCCAAGGUGGAUAAGAGAAAGAGAAGCAUUUACAAGGAAUACCUCAGGCAUGGCAAUAAGAAGGGCUUUGUGUUUCUAGAUACCUAUGACACAGAGGAGUAUGAUCCAAUGAAGCUUGUAGUUCCUAGACCAGCUCCUCUUAAGAUCCAGAGGAACACCACAGAGGACCCAACCUUACAGCAGGAACGAGAGAGAAACAAUGAAGACAGGACUACCUUAGCUUGCCAAACAGGUGAAGUUCUACCAGACAAAGCUGUAGAGCGCCAUCGCUUGCCCCCACUUCCACUGGUACCACUUGGUCGUCAUGGUACCGAGUGUGCUACUUGGCUGGCCAUGCCCCUACAUGAUAUAGAGAGUCCUGUUAGGCUAGGGAGCAGACGGAGAAUGCAAGGUGUAUUCAACACUACCCAUUAUGAUUUCUCGCAACCCUUCUAUGACCCUGAGAAUGUUAGACUCCAUCAACAAACGCUGCAAUCACCAAGUCAAUCACAAGCGACUGUCGUCUCAUAAUGCUGUAUAUAUAUAUUUUUGUUUGUUUCAGAGAUGUAUAAUAUUUCAAGGUUUAUUAUGCAAAAUAUUUCAACCUGUGCUCUGCUUUUGCAUUUGCAAAAAUGAAAUCUGCUUUUCAUUGUUUUGCGAAAAAGUUGUAAAUGCUUUAUUUUGUGCUUUGCGUUUGUUAUGCUUUGGCAAUGAGUAAUUCAAACAUUUUUUUAAUGUAAAAAUGCAUAUUUUAGUAGUAUACUCUCUCCGAGGUCGUUGUGAUUCAGGGUGAACUACAUGUGUGUUGUGCUCAGUGAAGCCAUGUGCAUAUAUAUAUUCAUUAGGUUGUACUGCAAUUUUCGAGAGAAUAUAAAAGAUUUUAAAAAGGAUUCCUCAAGAGAGGAUUAUUAAAUGAAAAAUAUGAAGCUUUUUCAUGCAGAUAUUUACAUGUUCCGUCCAUACAUUCUGUAAAAAGGAGCAAGAUUCGUGCUUAAAUAUAUUCUGAACAAUGUGCUAGAAAGAGAUAAUGCUUAAUGCAACUAUGCAAUUGAACAUAUAGUGUGCCAUUGUGCCCAACUAAAUCCAGUGUAAGUAUGUGGCAAGGCUGCAUAAUUUGUUAAUAUAUCCUUCCUUAGAUUUUGAAAGUUUUUGUGAAUCUCAUCUUAGAAUGAAUCAUUCCACCAAAUUGUGCAUAUGAAGGACAAUUAUUAAGCUUGCAGUCGUUGGUUUAGUCAGAAUUGUUUUCUCAAGAAAAAUUGAAGAUUGAUUACAGAAAAAUAUGAAGCCAUAGAAUUUGUAAAGUUUUAUUUAAUUCAGCAUUUUAUUAUUUGUAUUUUAAUAGGCAGACCUGUUGAGUCAGAAGAACAAACUAAAGUGUCUUGAUUUUGAGAGAAUGCCUUGCACAUUAUAUCCAAAUAUGCACAAGUGACCUUCGUUUCAUGCAAUUUCAUUUGCCUUUGUAGAUGACGUAGUUUGAAUUUUUAAUGUGCUAUUUUGAUAAUCUUAAGGACUGAUUUUGUUCAGAAUGAUGGGAAUAAUAAGAUUGUGAUAUGAUAUGCAUCUGAAUAGAGAGAAUGUGUGAGAAUUAUAAACACAAUUUGAAGUGAGAGGGAGGGGGAGAGAGAGAGAGAGAGAGACUGGUAGGUAUAUAAUUUUUUUAUUUUUUUUAUAUCACAUUUUUCUACACUAACGAAUGCCAGAUAUUGUAUGUUAUUGUAAGAUUUAUUUUAUUCGUUUUCAUGGCCUCAAACCUGUACAUUGGUGAGCUAAUGCCUAAUGUCCAGAAUAUCUAAAAAGAUGAAACAAAAAGCCAACAAAAUUGUUUCACAUCCAUUUUUUAAACAAUUUGUUUCAUGUUGACCUACAUUAUAUUUCUUUAUAUGAUUCUAUAUUAUCUCUGUUUUUAAUUUCAUAAAACUACCCCAGAAAUAUUGAUAUCAAAGAGUAUGAAAGAUCAUGUGACAGAUGCCAUGGAGUAUCACUUCCUAUCAGAUAAAUUGACUUAUGGUAUACAAUGUACAUCACCUCGCUAUUGAUUCAAACCUGUAAUUGCUAUCGUAGACACAAAGAAUGUAUUCAUGGGCAAAGGGAAGUAAAUUUCUUUUCAUGGUCAUGUUAAUUGAUCAGUUAUUAGAUUCACCUGCUGGUAGCAAGCCACCAUUCUUUGUCACCAUUCACUCCUGUAAUUGAUCACAUUAAUAUCACCUUCAGGAUAUAUUGUACUGGUUGCUAUGCACACCACAUAUAAACAAUGAUCAACAAAAUAUGUAAAAGUGUCAAUUAGGGUCAAUGCCAUCAGUUUGUCAUUUGUGAGGCCCUUUUGGCUUUCACAGAUGACGUAUUUGAAGUAAAUUUAGCUUUGGAUUUUGAUUGGAAUAUGACAAACAACUGUUAGUUGGUUUUGAGCUGGGCUUUUGAAUAUUUUAUUGGAAGUACCAUUAGCCAUACAUGAAUUAGUAGAAUUAAUUACUGAUGUACAGUGAUAUCUGUAGAAUAUUUGAAAUAGUUGCACCUGAAUUUGUAUGAUAUAUGUAAUAAUGAUAAAAAUACAAAUGUCACAUUUGAAAUGAAAUACAUUACAUGAUAUAUAAACAAA
This is a messenger RNA of Strongylocentrotus purpuratus (purple sea urchin), 3376 nucleotides long. Its product is annotated as protein FAM228B-like. The coding region runs from base 505 to 1311 and encodes 268 amino acids. The record is from RefSeq and is a predicted model, not a curated record. The transcript has 7 exons. Lineage: Eukaryota; Metazoa; Echinodermata; Echinoidea; Camarodonta; Strongylocentrotidae.